Messenger RNA from Octodon degus (degu), 903 nucleotides. Its product is annotated as taste receptor type 2 member 13-like. Gene Ontology annotation, biological process: G protein-coupled receptor signaling pathway; detection of chemical stimulus involved in sensory perception of bitter taste; sensory perception of taste. Gene Ontology annotation, cellular component: membrane. NCBI's taxonomy places the organism in Eukaryota, Metazoa, Chordata, Mammalia, Rodentia, Octodontidae. Bases 1 to 903 code for a protein of 300 amino acids. The transcript has a single exon. Gene Ontology annotation, molecular function: bitter taste receptor activity; G protein-coupled receptor activity. The record is from RefSeq and is a predicted model, not a curated record.
AUGGAAAGUGGUGUGCAAAGUUUCUUCACCUUCAUAAUUGUUGUGCAGUUCAUAAUUGGGAAUUUGAGCAAUGGAUUUAUAGUACUGAUAAAUUUCAUUGUCUGGGUCAAUAAAAGAAAGCUUUCCUCAGUAGAUCAAAUCCUCAUGUUAUUGGCAAUUUCCAGAAUUGGACUCAUCUGGGAAAUAUUAGUAAGUUGGUUUCAAUCUGCGUAUUUAUUUCCACAGCAGCAACAACUACUAGAAUUUAGUGUUUAUUCAUGGAUUUUAUUAAAUCAUUUUAGUCUCUGGCUAGCUACAGUCCUCAGCAUCUUUUAUUUGCUCAAAAUAGCCAGUUUCUCCAGUCCUAUUUUUCUCUAUCUGAAGUGGAGAGUAAAAAAAGUAAUUCUAAUAAUACUUCUAGGAAGCUUAGUACUCUUGUUUUUAAAUGGGAUGCAAAUAAGCAUAAAGUUUGAAGACUGGAAACAUGGAUAUGAAAGAAACACAACUUGGAAUUUCACAGCGAGGGAAAAUAUAAUGGUAGCAAAGCUCAUCCUAUUCAACAUGACCAUGUUCUCCCUCACACCAUAUAUUCUGACCUUGAUUUUUUCUCUGCUGCUAAUCAGCUCCUUAUGGAAACAUCUCCAGAAGAUGAAGCUCAAUUCCAAACAACACAGAGAUCCCAAAACUGAAGCCCAUAUCAAUGCCUUGAAAAUUGUGGUCUCUUUCCUCCUACUGUACACUUCUUACUUUCUGUCUCUCCUCGUAUCAUGGCUUUCUUAUAUACAUAAUAUUGAAUUGAUUCAGCUAUUUUCUGCAACCACUGGACUCAUCUAUCCUUCAAGCCAUUCACUUGUCCUAAUUCUGGGAAACUCCAAGUUAAGGCAGGCCUUUCUUUGCAUAUUGAAAGUGUGGGACAAAAGAUGA